GCGUCGAACGUCUCGCGCGUUAUCCUCGUCGCAAAAAAUAGACAUAGUUUAAUGUUGCCCAGAAUAAUUCGAGAUAAUAGACACCGACACUGACCGAGCGUCGGCGCUGUGAACACGACGCUGCCGUAUCGCCGCUCGCGCCCUCUGUGAAGUCAUAAAGGCUGUAAAAAUAUGCCGAUGUACCAGCGACCGCCGUUCUGGCGAGUGCCCCACCAGCGCCCAGAUCCUGAUGACGAACCCAGGAACUACCGGCGGGUAACACCAGGUUCUCCUGCCAGUCGCGACCUGGUGAGAGGAGACAUCAUCGCGAAGAUCGACCCCUACGAUGCGCGAGACUUACGCCAUGAGGACGCGCAGAAUCUUUUCAAAAACGCCCCUAACCAAAUCAAACUAGUUGUGCAAAGGGCCAGACCAAGUAGUCAUCUGUACACAUUGCCACGUUCAACUUCAUACAGCUUCGUAGGGCGUUCACCAACGCCCACCUUCUAUCGUCUAUACGAGGAGGGUGACCGCGAGGGUCCCCGCACGCAGUUAGCAGCUCGAUCUCCCGCGCAGAAUGCUGUCCCACCACCGUUCAGGACACCGAGCCCACUUCCCACGACGGCAUGGCGCGGUCCAGAAUCUCUGCCUCGAACCACGCCGGUGCCGCCGCAACAGUAUCCUCAGCAGUACCCGCAACAAGUCGAGGGCGAGUACAGAACACUACUGAUCUCGCCCUCCAGCAAUCGCAACGACGAAGCCAUCGACGAAUCUAUCCAGAGCCAGCCGUACCGCACAACCCCGCUGGUUCUACCAGGCGCAAAGGUGCGACGCGAGCCUGGUCCCACGGAGAGCUAUCUGCGCCACCACCCCAACCCCGCCAUGCGCGCGCCGCCACACCACGACUACCGCGACACUCUCAUGAAGCAAAAGGUGGCUGAAUCGGUGUUGCAGCGAGUGGUCGGUGAAGAUACUAAUAAGGUGGUACACAAGCAAUUCAACUCCCCGAUCAACAUGUAUUCGGAACAAAACAUUGCCAAUUCGAUAAGACAACAGUCAUCGCCUAUGCCCUCUAACGGCCAUUACGGACGGCCGCACGUUCUCAAGAGCCACAGGCCCACGGUGCUGUACGACCCCGCCAAGUCCGAGACCUACCGCGCGCUGCAGGAGGGCGCCACCGAGCAAGCACACGAGGUCGCCGAGCCAGCUCAGACCAAGGUCUUCACGGUGCCCGCCGGCAAGAAACCAGCGCCACCUCCAAAACAGCCUGAGGCACCUAAAGGAAAACAAACUACCUUCGUGAACUCGUUACAGGAAGAGCACAUCCAACAAUCCAACUCGUUCAAGCGCCUCAUGUACAACGUGCUGGGCAACACGGAGUUCUAGAACUUACUACGCGCGACCUUAAAACCUACGCACACGAUACCUUUUCUACGCGCAGACGAUGCGUUUCAAAAGCGCACGACCACGCAACUAACUAUUAAACUCAUACGAAAUACGAUACAGCGACGAUUUCUUAUGCAAUCACGCGACUAUUCAUAUCGUCAAUCCUCAGUUCUUAAACGCAACAUUAACAAAUAAUAUCGAUUAAAAAAA
This is a messenger RNA of Pararge aegeria (speckled wood butterfly), 1575 nucleotides long. RefSeq names its product PDZ and LIM domain protein 3 (gene Zasp66). NCBI's taxonomy places the organism in Eukaryota, Metazoa, Arthropoda, Insecta, Lepidoptera, Nymphalidae. Gene Ontology annotation, molecular function: muscle alpha-actinin binding; actin binding. The transcript has 13 exons. Gene Ontology annotation, biological process: muscle structure development; actin cytoskeleton organization. Gene Ontology annotation, cellular component: adherens junction; filamentous actin; Z disc. Bases 172 to 1365 code for a protein of 397 amino acids. The record is from RefSeq and is a predicted model, not a curated record.